Alternaria viburni is the source of this 615-nucleotide messenger RNA. RefSeq lists its product as uncharacterized. The record is from RefSeq and is a predicted model, not a curated record. The transcript has 2 exons. Bases 1 to 615 code for a protein of 204 amino acids. Lineage: Eukaryota; Fungi; Ascomycota; Dothideomycetes; Pleosporales; Pleosporaceae.
AUGAGUUCAAACCCCCGAUCACGACGCCACGCCCUAGACCCCAGCACCUCAUCAUCCGUCAAAGCCUUCCUCGUACCCCAGACAGACUCCCGCAUCCCGCACGGCCCAGCCAACCAACCCCCAACCGACAAACUCCUCAAAACAGUCCCCACUUCCCUCCGCAACCGCGCCAAAUCGCUCCACGAACCUCAACCCCUGCCCUUCCGCUGGACCCUGCCACCCAACGCGCGCUUCCGCAUCGGCGACCCCGAAGCCUUCGCUGCUUUGCAGGUCAAGAAUAUAGAGUGGUAUGUAACUACCGGUCUACUAGUCGAAGACUUCACAGGUCUACGCUGGAACGCAGGAAGCUACACGUAUCUUCUGUAUUGGCAUGUCGAAGGCAUGCCAACGCCCGACGGGGUGGCGGAUGCGGGUAGGAAGUGGUUGAGUAUCAACCCAGGUUUCAUGCGGGAUUGGCAGAAGGAGAAGUGGGAGAGGGAGUUUGGGGAUGAGGUUCUAGUUGUGGAAGAUGAGCCUGCGACGCCGAUUGUUGAGCGAGAGGAUUUGGGGUCGGCCGCCUACGUCGAGUCGAGAGAGGUGUCUUCUUCCGGGAUCGAAAAGCGCGUUGAGGAGUAG